ACAAGAGACGCAUCUUUUUCUGCCCAUACAUUUGGAGAGAAAAAGCCAGAGAGGAAACAUCCUUAGCUAUGAAACAGCAAAUGUUGAAAUUUUACAGCUGGGCAGUGCCACCUCUUCUAAUCUCUGUCUGGUUGGCAGUAUAUGCUGAUGUUGGAAGUUCAGCAAAAGAGAAUACUGCUGUUUCACCCAAUUUGUCUGCCACUGCCACAACCCAUUCUGGAGGGAUCCACACAGAAACAAUCCAAAUUAAGCCAGAGCAUGCAUCUGUAAUUCAGACCCCAGGAAAAGAGAAGGCCAAAGAGGGAGAAACUGUGAUCUUGGGAUGCCAAUUCCGCAGUGGCCAAGGUCCUUCUCUGAACAAGCUGACAGUGAAGUGGUACAAGGAAGAUGAAAAAGGGCAGAGGGACCUCAUAGAAAACAAUGUCACAGUCCUGGCAAACUACUCCAAAGUUUUUAUGGCAGGGAAUUUAUCUGAAGGCGAUGCAUCUCUAACUAUCCUAAACGUGACAGCGAGUGAUCAUGGCAUUUAUUUCUGCCAGGUGAAACUUCCCAGUGGAGAAAUAUUGACAGGGGAUGGCACAAAGCUCAGAAUCAGGAGAGCCCUUGGGCUGUUUGGUAUUGAAGAAUCCAUUGGAACAAUAAUUGGAGUAGCAGCAGCUGGCGUUGGUGGGCUGGUAGUUCUGAUCAUAGUUUUAACUCCUCAGCUGAGGAAGUGUCUUCUCUGUGUUAAAGCAACAUCCCAACAAGCUUAACAUGGGCAGCAUGAUUAGAGGGAAACAA
Messenger RNA from Euleptes europaea (tarantolino), 780 nucleotides. RefSeq lists its product as uncharacterized. The coding region runs from base 69 to 752 and encodes 227 amino acids. The transcript has 4 exons. NCBI's taxonomy places the organism in Eukaryota, Metazoa, Chordata, Lepidosauria, Squamata, Sphaerodactylidae. The record is from RefSeq and is a predicted model, not a curated record. Gene Ontology annotation, cellular component: membrane.